Molecule: messenger RNA, 997 nt
Organism: Drosophila persimilis
Lineage: Eukaryota; Metazoa; Arthropoda; Insecta; Diptera; Drosophilidae
Gene: cib
Product: thymosin beta
Exons: 4
Coding region: 182-571 (129 amino acids)
Biological process (GO): actin filament organization
Cellular component (GO): cytosol
Molecular function (GO): actin monomer binding
Source: RefSeq, a predicted model, not a curated record
GUGCUCUCCGCGGCCGAAUUGAAUGAAAAUAAAUUUCUGAAAUCAAGUGUAAAAAUUUGCAUAGUGUAUACCGCUUAUAUAUAAAUAUAUAUAGAGCAGAGCCAACCAAACCUAGCCAGAUAGCUACACCUCACCGGUAUCUUUUUUUUGUGAAUCCAAACCAAACAAAAAACAACUUAAGAUGGCAUCCACAGCCCCAGCACUUAAGGAUCUGCCCAAGGUGGCCGAGAACCUGAAGAGCCAAUUGGAGGGUUUCAACACGGAGAAACUGAAGAAUGCCAGCACCCAGGAGAAGAUAAUUUUGCCCACAGCCGAGGAUGUGGCUGCCGAGAAGACCCAACAAUCGAUCUUCGAGGGCAUCACUGCAUUCGAUCAGAACAACUUGAAGCACACCGAGACCAACGAGAAGAACCCGUUGCCCGAUAAGGAAGCUAUUGAACAGGAGAAGGAGAAGAAUCAAUUCAUAGCCGGCAUCGAGAAUUUCGAUGCGAAAAAGUUGAAGCACACCGAGACCAACGAGAAGAACGUGCUGCCUACCAAGGAGGUCAUCGAGGCCGAGAAGAAGGCCUAAGCCAAAAUGGCAGGCGCAUCCAGCAUUGCCAACUACGUUGCAUCUCUCUUAAGCGCAUACAAAAACACACACACUCUCACACUCACACACACACACUAUACGUAUAUAUGUUUUUUUUUCCUUUUUCCAUUUGCUAAAACCAUCAAAACGAACAUUCAGUUCAGGCUAACGUACAUACGAGUAAUAGAAGGAGAACCCACGAAGCACAGACUCAAGCCGCCUCAUUCGCCGCCAUCCAUCAGAAAAGCUCCACAAUAACUUGAACAAUUACCGGAAUGGCAUUGCCAGUCAUUGCAGCGAUGGUUGGUGGGGGGAGAGAGAAAGAGAGAGCGAGAGAGAGAGAGAGAGAGAGAGCUUGCAACACAGAUCGUGAGACUGUUACUGUACCACAUCCAAUAAAUUAUUGUCUGCCUGCUUGAAAAAGUA